AUGUCUACCUCGACAUUGCCUCCACUCAACCCGUUGCUGAAAGUGUGCGGGAAGCGCACGCGAGAUGUGUUUGCUUCAUGUCCGGACGACAGCAUACAGGAGAACCAAAAAGUCAAGAUGAACGACGAAUACCGGGACGUCCGUGAGCUGCCUGCAUCGUUAUUGGCACAACAAGGCGCUGUCGGCCCGUCAAGACCAAAGGAGCAACGGAAAGCCAUCACCGCAGGACCCUCAGAAGAAACAGACCCGUCUCGUAUAAUCGCCACAAUAGACAACAAACCCGUCCAACAACCCUCUACAUUCACCUCCUCCAGCAACCUUUCACGCGCGCUUCAACUGCACAAAACCACGCGCACGAUCAACCGACGGCACCUCGGCUGGGUGCGCAGCGUCGCCGUCGAGCCCGGAAACCAGUGGUUCGCGACCGGCGCAGGCGACCGGGUCAUUAAAAUCUGGGACCUCGCCUCUGGCGAGCUGCGCCUGUCGCUCACUGGCCACAUCUCGACCGUGCGCGGGCUGGCGGUGUCCUCACGUCAUCCAUACCUGUUUUCAUGCGGUGAGGACAAGAUGGUGAAAUGCUGGGACCUGGAGGCGAACAAGGUCAUCCGGCAUUAUCAUGGUCACUUGUCGGGUGUGUAUGCGCUGUCGCUGCAUCCGACAUUGGAUGUUCUCGUGACGUCGGGGCGGGACGCGUCGGCGAGGGUUUGGGAUAUGCGGACGAAGGCGCAGAUUCACGUAUUGAGCGGACAUACCGCGACGGUAGCGGAUGUGAAGUGUCAAGAGUCGGACCCGCAGGUUAUCACAGGUAGCAUGGACUCGACAGUCCGGCUGUGGGACCUCGCAGCGGGAAAAACCAUGGUCACGUUGACGCAUCAUAAGAAGUCUGUUCGCGCCCUGGCGAUCCACCCAACAGAGUACUCUUUCGCGUCAGCAUCAGCCGGUGGCAACAACAUCAAGAAGUGGAAGUGUCCCGAGGGAACGUUUGUGUGCAACUUCAGCGGGCACAAUGCCAUUAUCAACACAUUGUCUGUUAACUCGGAAGGCGUGUUCUUCUCUGGAGGUGACAAUGGGGCCCUCACGCUAUGGGAUUACAACACUGGGACAGCAUUCCAAAACAUGGACGAUAUCCCGCAACCUGGCUCGCUCGAGGCGGAGGCUGGCGUGUUCUGCUCAACAUUCGACAUGACCGGUACACGCUUGAUUACCGGCGGUGCGGAUAAGACCAUUAAGGUUUAUGCUGAGCAAUCGCAAUGA
Messenger RNA from Fomitopsis serialis, 1254 nucleotides. Its product is annotated as WD40 repeat-like protein. Gene Ontology annotation, biological process: mRNA splicing, via spliceosome. NCBI's taxonomy places the organism in Eukaryota, Fungi, Basidiomycota, Agaricomycetes, Polyporales, Fomitopsidaceae. Gene Ontology annotation, cellular component: catalytic step 2 spliceosome; precatalytic spliceosome; Prp19 complex. The transcript has 7 exons. The record is from RefSeq and is a predicted model, not a curated record. Gene Ontology annotation, molecular function: protein binding. The coding region runs from base 1 to 1254 and encodes 417 amino acids.